Drosophila elegans is the source of this 3566-nucleotide messenger RNA. RefSeq names its product zinc finger CCCH domain-containing protein 14 (gene Nab2). Gene Ontology annotation, cellular component: nucleus; cytoplasm. The transcript is spliced from 5 exons. Bases 159 to 3212 code for a protein of 1017 amino acids. Lineage: Eukaryota; Metazoa; Arthropoda; Insecta; Diptera; Drosophilidae. The record is from RefSeq and is a predicted model, not a curated record. Gene Ontology annotation, molecular function: metal ion binding; poly(A) binding. Gene Ontology annotation, biological process: regulation of mRNA stability.
CACUAUUUUUGGAUAUCGGAGCAGCUGCGAUAAUUAUAUUUGGGGAAAUUUUCCCAUUUUCUCAUGUAACGAAAAAUAGAUCUACCGCAAAAAGUAGGCGUUAAUAAAUAAAUGCGCUCGAAAACUGACGACUGCAACGGAUAGAGCAUCAACCGAACAUGGAGUGCAAUCUGGGCAGCGAGAUUGGACAGAAGAUGCGCAGCGCCGUCAAGGCGAAGCUGCUGGAGCUGGGAACCGGGGGAUCAGCCGGUUUUAUAGACGACGAACUGCCGGACUACGUGAUGGUCAUGGUCGCCAAUAAACGCACCAAACAGCAGAUGAACGCGGAGCUAAAUCUCUUCCUGGGCGACCAAACGGACCUCUUCGUCACCUGGCUGCACGAGGUGCUACAGAAGCUACAAGAGGUCACACUGCCCACAUCCAGUGCUUCCAGUAAGAAGCGGAAGUCGCGCGGCCAAGGAGAAGCUGCCAAGGUCAAGGACAAAGACAAAAAGGGCUCCAGGAAGGACAAGAGGCCACAUCGCAAGUCCGGCGAUGAACUGACUGAGCCGCAGUCCAGUUCCGCGGAUGCCAUGCCCAUCAUCAGCUCCAUCACCGAUGUCUUCGCCGAGGAGCUGCUCGAAAAGGCAAAGAAAACCCUCGACAUUGAUCUCAACGCCAAGGACGAGAUCCUGCACAAAAAAAAGAAGAGCAAAUCCAUCGAGGACGAGGAGGCGUUGGCCAGCAGGGACCUGGACUUGCCCGCCAUGUCCGAGAUCAGCUCAACCACCAGUGGUGUCAAUCGACAGAAGGAUCUUGCUGAGCUGGCUGAGAUCCAGAAGAAAAUCCAAGCAGCUAAGAAGCAUUUACGCCAGAUUGGCGAAAUCGAGGACGAGAGUGAUGAGGACGACGAGGACCUUUUGAACUUGAGUGUCCAGGAGGAAUCUGUGGAUCAGGAGGCCGAGGAGGAGACCCAGCAAACGAAGGCGCCUCCCCGAAAGGCUAAGAGUCCUAUUAUUUUCAAUAGACGGGAAAAGACACCAGAAAAGCGACAAGAGGCUGAGCCGAAGAUUGACACUCGCCAGGAGGCGGCGGCGGAGGAGGAAGAGACUCCCGAACCGGAGGCAUCGGCAGAGAAGUUAAAGGAAGACCGUUCUGAGCGGAAACCCGUACACGCUCGACUCGGCUCCAAGGCCCAGUUGCCGCCAGAGCGCUUGCAGCGCAGCCAAAAGGAGCUAUAUGUGCCGGCCCAUCGGCGACGCAGUGAACACGAGGCGAGCAAGGAGCGGAGCCAGCGGGAGCGCUCCCGGGAGCGACGUUCUAGCCGUGACAACUCCAGGGACACCAACCGCAAUCACCGCCAGCGUCGCUCGCCCAGUCCAGAGGCUCCGAGCACCAAACAACGCAUUGGUUCCCGGGUAAUUGUGGCUGUGAACAAGCCGCCAGAGCCGUCGGACGAUGAGGACAUGGCCGACAAGCCGGUGAACUCCGUGAUCAAGAUCAAGCCCCGGCCGCAGGUAUCCCCCAGGCGGCAAGCCUGCAAGAACCUUCUGCUGCGAGCCGUGGCCGAUGCCCAGCGCUCCACAAUUCUGGCCAAGACUUCCGCGAAGAAGGAGAGCGAGGAGGCGGUGAAGGUAACCAGCAGUUCGCUGGGCAAGCGCAAAUCGUUGGAAAAAAACGAUCGGGAUCGCGAUCGCGAGAAGGAGCGUGGCAAGAGGAGUGCACCCGGCAACGAACUCUUUCGGCGCACUACUCGUGAGUUGGUGGUUAACGUAACUCAGCGGGAUGGCAAGCGAGCGCGGCGAUCCAAUGAAAGUCGCGCCGAGAUUAAGGUGGUGGAGGAGGAGUACACCCCUACUCUGAGGACUGGGGAGGUCGAAACGUAUGUGCCGCAGCUGCUGGCCAAUGUGGAUGAGCUGGAUUUGCACAUCGGCUCCCACGAUGAGCCGAGUCCCAGUACCGGAGCUCUCAAGACCCAGUUUGUGGUCACCUUGAACGGGGAUAAAGCGCUGGGCGGAAACAACGCCAAGGAAGGGUCCUAUCGGAAACGGCCGAGCAACUCGCGCAGGCGCUCCUCCUCGCCGGUGUCCACACCACAAGUGUCCUCCUCCAGCGCCGAGCCCACGUCAACGACGGCGGACAAGCGACGCCGAUCAAAUCGGGACAGAAGCUUCUCGCGCUCGCCAACACAGAGUAGCGGCUCGCCCUCUCUCCAGACGACACGAAGCCUCAAUCGCAACGAGGUACUCCGGCAGCCGCAAGAGAUCAAGAAAAUCAUAAUUAAAAACGACACGGACGAGGAUGACGAGAUGCAUGGUUCACCGAAGAAACGUUCGCCCAAUAAGCGGCCACAAGCGACGACAGCCACAACCUCGGCCAAUGGCCACAAGGACAAUAAGGCUAAAGCUCCGAUCGAGGAUCGCUCGACCACUCCCCCACUGCCGGCCAAACCUAAGCCUCGGGCGGAUAGGACAGCCUCCAGCAAGGAGAAGACCAUUAGAUCCAAUUCAGUAGAAGAGCCAGCGGCAGCUGCAUCCGCAGGUGUAUCCACUUCCACGUCUACAGCUACCAAAGCCAAGCACACGCCCAUACGGUUCACGCUUAAGAACGAGGACGCGCCGAGUGCAAAUCGGAAGCGUCGCUCCGGCAGCCCAGAACGCGAUGCAGUGGCUCCGGAGAAACGGAGGGUACCCAUUCGCAAUGCAGAGGACAGGAAGUACGACAACCUGCCGGCAUUAAGCGCCGUUAGCGUGGAUUCCACCGUGCUGAAGGUGAGCAAGCCCAAGGAGCGCUGCAAGUACCAUCCUAACUGCACGAAGCAGUUCUGCGAGUACUACCACCCGACGGCGCCCUGCAAGUCCUUCCCCAACUGCAAGUUCGCGGACAAGUGCAUGUACUCGCAUCCAAAGUGCAAGUUCGACAUGGCCUGCAUGAGCAUCGACUGCAAUUACGCUCACGGCGGCCAAAGGGAUCUCAGUCAUGUGCAGCUUGCGGCGCCACCACUUUCCUCUCACGUCAUACCGGUGCAGAACUACAAGUCAAUAUCAGCACCAGUCACCUCCACGACGGCCACUACGAUGUGCAAGUACUACCCAAACUGCUCCAAGUUGGGAUGCACCUUUUAUCACCCGAAACCCUGUCGCUUUGGCAAGAACUGCGUGAACAAGCUGGAGUGCAUCUUCUACCAUCCGGAAAUGCAGAGCAAAUUCAAGUGGGUGGCAUCUUUGGGUUGAGCACACACACUAUGCAUUAAAUCGAUAUUUAGCAAAUGUACUCUGGACUCCCGAUUAACAACAAAUAUUCGAUACCACUCUCUUUAAUUUGUAUGGUUAGGCGAGCUUGGACUUUCUUUUUCUUUUUUAUACACAGAGUUGUAUACCUAUAUAUUUAACUUGAUUUUUAUUUUCAUUCAUCCUAUUGCUUAUAUUUAAUAACUUUUAUAUUAGUCAUUAGCAGCUCUCUCACUGAAAUGAUAAACAAAACUAAAGUUUGUUGUUCAUGCGGAUUUGUUUGCAUUGAAACCAUAAGGUACACGUCACGCUAAGGUUGACGAAUAAAUUUAGCAAUAGUUGCUACAAAUUGGAAAA